Messenger RNA from Lucilia cuprina (Australian sheep blowfly), 397 nucleotides. It is a transcript of the gene RpL29, whose product is annotated as 60S ribosomal protein L29. Gene Ontology annotation, biological process: cytoplasmic translation. The transcript is spliced from 3 exons. Bases 46 to 279 code for a protein of 77 amino acids. Lineage: Eukaryota; Metazoa; Arthropoda; Insecta; Diptera; Calliphoridae. Gene Ontology annotation, cellular component: ribosome; cytosolic large ribosomal subunit. The record is from RefSeq and is a predicted model, not a curated record. Gene Ontology annotation, molecular function: structural constituent of ribosome.
AAAUUCUCCCUUCUUUUCCGCUAAACUGUCAAAAACUAGCGUACAAUGGCCAAGUCAAAGAAUCACACUAACCACAACCAAAACCGUAAGGCCCAUCGCAAUGGCAUCAAGCGCCCAAUGCGUAAACGCCACGAAUCUACCAUGGGUAUGGAUGUCAAAUUCUUGACCAACCAACGUUUUGCCCGCAAGAACAACUUGUCUCGCGCUGAAGCCGACAAACGUUUCAAGGAACGUGUUGCCGAACAAGCUGGCAAGAAGAAGCCCGUUUCUCUACAAUAGAUUGUUUGUUUAUUGCAAAACAAAAGUAGAUUUAAAUGUAGUGUGAAUUUGCAUUUGCUGCCUACAAAAAGUUUUUAAGGAAUUAAAAAACAAAAUACAAAAUAUUUUUGUAAACAAA